UCAUCGCGUCUGGGGCGCGGCCGCCGCCCGCCCGCGCACUUUUGAAAUGGCAGGAGAGCUGCGGGGAGGAGGACUCUCGGGGUCUGGAGUCAUGCUGCCAGCCAGCCCCGCCUGGGCGCCCCAGGAGGACCCGGCGUCCCGGCAGGAAGGUUUAUUACAGGAUGCAGAUCCUCAUACCCAGUCAGGUGCUAUUGGAAAAACUCUUGUGCCGGAAGGAAAAAUUAUUUUUCCACAGAUCAUCCAAACAAAUGAACUUUUGUUUUAUGAGAGAUUCAGAGCCUAUCAAGAUUACAUUUUGGCUGACUGCAAGGCCUCUGAGGUGAAGGAGUUCACAGUCAGCUUCUUGGAACAGGCCCUUGAGCCGUCUGGAUGGUGGGCAGUCUGGCACACUAACGUGUUUGAGGUGCUGGUCGAGGUCACAAACGUGGACUUUUCAGCCUUGAAGGCCGUGGUGAGACUCGCAGAGCCGAGUAUCUAUGAAUCUAAGUUGAGCACUUUUACCUUGGAGAAUGUGAAGGAGCUUUUGGACCUGAAGGAGUUCCAGCUGCCUCUGCAGGAGCUCUGGGUGGUGGCCGAUGACUCCCAUGAAUGUCACCAGACAGCACUUGCAAUUGAGCAUGUCAGGUUUUUCUACAAAAACAUCUGGAGGAGUUGGGAUGAAGAAGAGGAGGAUGAGUAUGACUAUUUUGUCAGAUGUGUUGAACCUCGAUUGAGACUGUAUUAUGAUAUACUUGAAGAUCGAGUUCCCUCAGGACUUAUUGUUGACUACCACAAUCUGUUGUCUCAAUGUGAAGAGAGUUACAGGAAAUUUUUAAAUCUGAGAAGUAGUUUGUCAAAUUGUAAUUCUGAUUCUGAGCAGGAAAAUAUCUCCAUGGUGGAAGGGUUAAAUUUGUAUUCGGAGAUUGAACAGUUGAAACAGAAGCUAAAACUCAUUGAGAAUCCUUUGUUGAGAUAUGUUUUUGGUUAUCAGAAGAACUCUAAUAACCAAGCCAAGGGCACUCGUCAAAAUGGCCAGAAGGUUACCCAUGUAGUUUCCUCCACCAUGAAGACAAGUCUACUGCGGUCUCUAUUUAGGGACAGGUUUUGUGAGGAGUCUGGCAAAGAAGAAACAGAAAUUCAGUUCCAUAGUGAUCUGUUGUCUGCGGUAAAUGCCUGCCAUGAGGGUGACACUGUCAUUAUUUGUCCUGGCCAUUAUGUGGUUCACGGCACCUGCUCCAUAGCGGACUCCAUUGAGUUGGAAGGAUACGGCCCGCCAGAUGAUAUCGUCAUAGAAAAGGAGGGCAAAGGAGACACUUUUGUGGAUUGCACGGGUGUGGAUGUUAGAAUCUCAAGCAUCAAAUUUAUUCAGCACGAUUCUGUAGAAGGAAUCUUAGUCAUUCACCAUGGCAAGACCACCCUGGAGAACUGUGUACUGCAGUGUGAGACCACAGGGGUUACAGUGCGUACCUCAGCAGAGCUUGUGAUGAAGAACUCAGACAUCUAUGGGGCCAAGGGUGCUGGUAUAGAAAUAUAUCCUGGGAGUAAGUGUACCCUGACUGACAAUGAGAUCCAUCACUGCAAGGAAGGAAUCCUCAUCAAGGACUUCCUUGAUGAGCAUUAUGACAUCCCCAAAGUCUCUAUGAUAAACAACACCGUACAUAACAACGAAGGGUAUGGUGUUGUUUUGGUGAAGCCUACAAUUUUCUGUGAUCUACAGGAAAAUGCCCGAGCUGUGACUGGUGACAACACAAUUCAGAAAACUAGAGAGAUGGACGCCACUGAAGGAUUAGAUCUGGAAGAAAUGCUUCAGUGUGUCGCUAACAAAAUGGAGCCUCCUGCCACGGCUGACUUUUCUGAACAAGCUAAGGGAAACUGUGAAAUUAUCAGUGAACUGCUUGCCGCUUCCAUGCAAAAAGGCCGUGUGAAGAAACGAUUGAGCGAACUCGGGAUCAUGCAAGCUGAUGACAACAUAAUGUCACAGGAGAUGUUCAUCGAAAUUAUGGGAAACCAGUUUAAGUGGAAUGGCAAAGGCAGUUUUGGCACUUUUCUCUACUAGCUACAGUGACAUCAGUAGCUCACAAAAUACUGUGUUUUGGACAUGUCCUGAGGGCCAUGCUGCAUGUGUUGUUUACUUCAUUUGCUUCGUAGCUGUAUAUUAUAUAAUACACACUUGACUGUGCUGCA
Messenger RNA from Mesocricetus auratus (golden hamster), 2163 nucleotides. It is a transcript of the gene Shcbp1, whose product is annotated as SHC binding and spindle associated 1. Bases 47 to 2035 code for a protein of 662 amino acids. Gene Ontology annotation, biological process: fibroblast growth factor receptor signaling pathway. The transcript is spliced from 13 exons. NCBI's taxonomy places the organism in Eukaryota, Metazoa, Chordata, Mammalia, Rodentia, Cricetidae. The record is from RefSeq and is a predicted model, not a curated record.